Dentiscutata erythropus is the source of this 250-nucleotide messenger RNA. NCBI's taxonomy places the organism in Eukaryota, Fungi, Glomeromycota, Glomeromycetes, Diversisporales, Gigasporaceae. The record is from the annotation of a GenBank genome assembly.
AUGGAGCAACAACAACAAUUUUAUUCUAAUGCAGAUAUUGAUAGACUUGUAGAAGAACGAAUCAUUUCUAGAGAAAAACAAACAGUUAAACAAUUUAUAGAGAUCAUAAAGCAAGCUAAAAAAACUUUAGCUAAGAAGCCCGGUCCUAGUAAAGAAAAAGCAGACAAAAUUCAUAUAGAUUGCUUUUUAAAUGAUUUUGCAAAAGUCAAUUCUGAUUAUGAUUCUAUUCAAGUAUCUACUGAUUCUUCUA